Racocetra persica is the source of this 759-nucleotide messenger RNA. NCBI's taxonomy places the organism in Eukaryota, Fungi, Glomeromycota, Glomeromycetes, Diversisporales, Gigasporaceae. The record is from the annotation of a GenBank genome assembly.
GAGCGUCUGCAAUUAGUCGAAGUCCAAAUGCAAGUAAUCGAGAAGAAGUAACUCAAUCUAUUUCGGAAUUGGAAACAGAUAGAAGCGAACAAAGUUCAGAUAGUGAAGAUGAACCUUUUUCAAAAACAAAUAAAAUGUCGGCCUUAAUUAAACGAUUAGAAACUUUGGAGAAACUUCAAACAGCUCAUAAUAAGCCAGUACCAAUCGAAAAACCAAGUGAGACAAUGUACGUUAAUAUACCAAAGUUUCUCAAGAUUGAUAAGCCUAUAUAUAAUAGUUAUCAGGAAUCACUUCGUCUAAUGAUAACGGCUAAAUAUGAAAAGAACGUGCCUGAGUUUCGACAAAUACCUGAGAGCGAAAAAAGUGGAAUUAUUAAAAGAUUUAAACGCAAAAAUCCAAUGUUUCCCCUUACAAUUUGUGACUGGGCUAUUAGGCGAAUAAUGCGAGGAAUAAUUAAUAAUAAACGUGAUAUUGAAAAGCGUAAAAUGAAUAGCCAUUCAUCUCACAAUAGCAAAAAAACGAAGAAAGACCUUCCUAUCGGAACACGUGAGACCAUCGAAGAGUUUGUAUCCAGCCUUGGAAUGAGUACUAUCGAUCACAAUCAGCCUUUAGAAGUUACCAGAACUUCAAGUCUAGUAAAUAAUACAAGAAUAACUACCGAUACUAGUACCUCUCGUGCUUCAUUAACUACUCUUCAACAGCAAAAUAACAGCGACAUCCCAGAUAUUAGUUCUACCACUGAAGUAUUGAAAAUACCAA